Messenger RNA from Rotaria sordida, 2217 nucleotides. Lineage: Eukaryota; Metazoa; Rotifera; Eurotatoria; Philodinida; Philodinidae. The record is from the annotation of a GenBank genome assembly.
AUGUAUGAUAAAUCUGUUUGUAUUCAACAUAUCGAACAACAAUCUGAUGGAAAACAAGAAGAAUCCGGCGGUGAAGUUUGCUAUUAUAAAGUGUAUUUUACACGAGGCGCGGGACCUUUAGAAAACAAACAAAUGAUUAGCAGAGACGCAAGUUUACUUGAAAAUCGAGUACUUGCACUAUUAUGUGAUCAAAAACAAGCUGUUCCACCUACGCGUACAUCGAAUCUUUUAUCUGAAAGAAGCCGCUAUUAUCAACAAUAUGCGGAUUCAGAGAUAAAAGGGCAAGGACCAUUUGAUCCUGUUACUAAGGCUUAUGCUCAUGCUUUAGCUCGAAUUCAUUAUAUGAAUCUUGGUCAACAUCCAGAGUGGUUACGAUCAGCAACCGAAAAUUUCGAAGAUCGCUUAUGGCUACGAGCAUGGCGCAAAGAAUGGCAUCUGAACUUGACCAUACCCAAGUUUGCUCUUGAAUAUGGCUGCUAUACAGAUCGUUUAGAUGAUUCAUUAUCACGAUUGGUAGCUUUUCUUCGUGAACGUACUAUGGAGGGUACAUCAUUAACACUAAUUCAUACAGAUCUUAAUCCAGAUCGUAUUCGUAGUAUGAAUGGAUCACCGGCAUUUAUCUAUUGGGAACAAGCAGCAUAUGGUAGUUUUUAUUUGGAUUUACCAAAUUAUUUUUCUGUUGAAACAGCUCUUUGUUAUCGAGAUGCUCUUGCCGAGCUCGGUCUAGAUAUUCUUCCAGCUUUAUUUAUGGAGAGGUUUCAUGAAGUAGGUCGAUAUAUGGGCUUACGAUAUCUUGAAUCAAAUUUGUAUAUUCUAUUUGAACAUGCAUCUGGUUAUGCAUUAUUUCGUGUUCGUGAAUUCGAAGAAAUUGGUAUGAAUUUACCACAAGUAGAAGCAAGUGUAGUUGAUCUAUCAAAAUUUGCAACUGUUGUUAAACUUGUGGCAUUUCAUCCAUUUCAAUCUGGUGUUAAUGCACUUGAUAAUAUAAAUGCAAUAUCUGAAGGUUUAGUUCAUGAUGAUCUUCGAACAUUUCUUGAUACAAAUUUACCAAAAGCUAAGAAACGUGCUAAAAUGAUUCUUGGUGUUGCUGAUUCACGUAUAGCAUCAACAAUAAAUGAAUUAUUUUCAAUUAUAUGUCAACAUACAGGAGUUAUACCAGAACUUUUACGAGGUCUUCGUCUUCAUUUUCCAAAUUUAGUCAAAGGUUUAACAGAUCAAAAUCAAAAUAAAGCACAACUUGGUUUAGGUCAUGCAUAUUCACGUGCUAAAGUUAAAUUUAAUGUUAAUCGCGUUGAUAAUAUGAUUAUACAAUCAAUUGCAUUACUUGAUCAACUUGAUAAAGAUAUAAAUACAUUUUCUAUGCGUAUUCGUGAAUGGUAUGGUUAUCAUUUUCCAGAAUUAAUUAAAAUUAUUUCUGAUAAUUAUACAUAUGCACGAGCUGUAUAUUUAAUUAAAAAUCGAAAAAAAUUUUCAAUUGAUCGUGAAGAUGAAUUAGAAGCUAUUACAAUGGAUAGUGGAAAAACAGCAGCAAUUUUUGAAGCUAUGAAAACGACUAUUGGUAUGGAUAUAUCACCAAUUGAUCUUAUUAAUAUUGAAUCAUUUGCUAAUCGUGUUAUUCAUUUAUUUGAAUAUCGAAAAAGUUUACAAGAAUAUUUACGAAGUAAAAUGGGACAAGUAGCUCCAAAUUUAGCUGUGUUAAUUGGUGAACAGGUUGGCGCACGUCUUAUUGCACAUGCUGGUAGUUUAACUAAUCUUGCUAAAUAUCCAGCAUCAACAAUACAAAUUUUAGGUGCUGAAAAAGCUCUUUUUCGAGCAUUAAAAACAAAAGGUAAUACACCAAAAUAUGGUCUUAUCUAUCAUUCAUCUUAUAUUGGUAAAGCCAAUACACAAAAUAAAGGUCGUAUUUCUCGUUAUCUUGCUAAUAAAUGUGCUAUUGCAUCACGAAUUGAUUGUUUUUCUGAAAUUCCAACUACUGUUUUUGGUGAUCAUUUAAAACAACAAGUUACGGAUCGAUUAACAUUUUAUGAUAGUGGUAAAUUACCAGCAAAAAAUGUUGAUGUUAUGCAAAUAGCUUUACAAGAAGCUGAAACUGAACGUGAACGAAUUUUAUUAAAAGAAAAAAAACGAAAGAAAAAAGAAAAAAAACGUCGUAAACAAGCUGAAGCAGCACUCAAGAAUGAUCAAAAUAGAGCAAGUAUGCUUGAAGAAACUGUUUAA